Lethenteron reissneri (Far Eastern brook lamprey) is the source of this 3087-nucleotide messenger RNA. RefSeq names its product transcription factor Atoh1-like. Lineage: Eukaryota; Metazoa; Chordata; Hyperoartia; Petromyzontiformes; Petromyzontidae. Gene Ontology annotation, biological process: sensory organ development; positive regulation of transcription by RNA polymerase II; axon development. The record is from RefSeq and is a predicted model, not a curated record. Gene Ontology annotation, molecular function: protein dimerization activity; DNA-binding transcription factor activity, RNA polymerase II-specific; E-box binding. Gene Ontology annotation, cellular component: nucleus.
GCACGCGCGCACACACGCACGCACGUGUGCGUACCUACACACAGACACGCGCGCGCACGCCCCCAACCAGGUGCCACUAAUCAGACACACAGUGGCACAAGGUCGCACAGAGACUCUCUGAUCCGUGCACAAAUAUUAAGGGGGCACCAUUGCGUGUGGGCGUGUGCGCGACAAACAAUUGUCUGUUCAGAACUCGUACGACGGGCAGCAUCUGUAAUCUCUCCAUAACUCGAAUACUGCUUGUUUGACUGUGCAGCAAGACACAGAGAGAGAGAGAAGGAAACCUCAUUUAGGGCUGCACCCUCAUCUGAGCGCGACCCGCGUGUGGCCACCCCGUCUCUCUGGUCGUGAUCCCCCCCGGCUGGCUGCAUGCUGCUGCACCUGUGCGGCCUCGAGAUGCUCACCGUGGCGAGGGAGGGCUUCCCGCCGUCGCCUCGAGAGUGGAGCGGCUCCGAGAGCAGCGGCCGCGACUCGUGGCUGCAGCAGGGGUCGCCGCCCUCCGCGGAGUCCGCGGAGCUGGAAGCAGACGGGUUCAUGCUGAUGGGCGCGGAGGGAGGAGGCAGCAGCGGCGGGUACUCGCCGCCAGCCUCGGGCAGAACGCGUCGAGAGCUCUUCAAAGCUCUCGGCGGUGGUGACGGCUCGCCCACGCCGAGCCCCGAGGAGCGGCCCCUGCAGGGCCUCGCGUUGCGCCCCGAGUUCAGGGGAGCCGCCGUGGACGUCUCCGCCGCGGCUCCCGUGGUCGUGCAGAAGCAACGGCGCCUCGCGGCGAACGCGCGCGAGCGGCGCCGCAUGCACGGCCUCAACCACGCAUUCGACCGCCUGCGGAACGUCAUCCCCUCGUUCGCGGGCGACAAGAAACUCUCCAAGUACGAGACGCUGCAGAUGGCGCAGAUUUACAUCGGCGCUCUCGCCGAGCUCCUCAAGGGGGAGGCGGCAGCCGCAGCGACGGUGACCGAGACCCACGGCGUGGGGUCCGGCUCCGCGAAGGCGGAAAGCGACGACAGCGAACGCGUCAAGGUGGAGCCCUGCCUCCCGCGGCAAGCCGAGGCGUGAGGUCGCGGGGGGCAGCAAAGGGGUGGGAGCGCGGAUUGAACGCGUUCUAGUCAUGCGUGGCUCUGGUCAACAAUUCACGAGGACUCGAACGCACGCGCACACCCUCGUGCCAGAGGCAGUGCACAUACUGUAUAUAGUGCAUACUGUAUGGCGAACGUGCGACUUGGGGCCAGCCAGAUUCGCGUCGUCAUGAAACGGCCGAAGCGAUUCGUCUCAUUGUUGGUUGGUGAUGGAGACGUCGGCGCGUUUUCGCCAAAAAAACUCGGACGAAAAGGAACAUCCGCCAACAACACGUGAAUUGGGCCCUCUGUGUGUGUUUGUCCUCUCUAUAAACGAGCCGAUUGCACGCGUGUGUGCAGUCUGUGUAUGAAGCACGCCGCUUUUACGCGCUAAAUUGUCCGUGAGUGUGUGAAUCAAAGACCGCCAAUGGAACACGGCUCACGCACAAUGUUGUUUAGAAUGCGCGCAUCGGAUUGCGAAGAGUACAUUUUGCGCAUAGAAUGGUCCCGUGAGAUUAAUGCCAGUAGAACUUGUCUUGCUAUUAAUACGCCCCAAUAGAAGUCUCACAAGUUGUUGCCUUUUUAUCAUUUCAUGAAAACAAUCGAAUGUUCUUCUUACAAAAACAUGCGCCUUAAACAAACAAAACGCCCAAACAAUUCUUGACAUUUCACGUCUGUGGCGUCCGACAGCUGCAAAUGUGAUAUUCGCUCAGAGAGGCGACAAGGGCUGCAGAUGAUCCUUGACCCGAAUAUUGCCAUAGGAGCCUUGCUCGAGACGCGCGUGCGAGAUGACGGCGCUGCGCGUCUGACAGCGCGCCUCCACGAAGGAGCCGCGACGAAUGGGAAUCGGAGCGCGCGAAUUGCAAGGCUCGCGAGCGGACCCGCAUGCUUUAUGUACAAUCCAAAGCGCUUUCAGUCCGACUUUAAGUCAAACAUGUUUUCCAAGUCUAUGAAAUAAUAUGAAUUCACUAAUGUUGACCGUGCCACCUGUGCGAGUUUUGUAUUUAAAAAAAAAGUUUGAGGUGGGCGAGUUGAUUAGGGAAAGCGGGUGGGUGCGUUUUUGUCAUGUUCUAUACAACUUCGCUCUCCGUCAUAAGUGAGUGGGUGGUUCGUUUCACUCGUGAGGGCUCACGCCGCCACGUGGCGGAUGUCACUCAACGAAGCCAAUCGACUAGUUGCGGACGAAGUCCGUUCAGGACAAAACCCCAACUGGCGAAGUCAAACACACGCAACCAAUCCGAGGUGCACUUGCCACGCGAAGCGGAGAGGGCGCGUUGAUCGCGAAGUGCAUUCGGCAGACAGUUUUCGAGACUUGUCUUCAACGAUGUCCAUGCCGCGCUCUUGCGUUCCACUCAUCAAGUCCACGAAGUGGCGUUUGUCGAGCACAGUACAGCACGUAUCGAAACAAAGAAUGCACUUUUUUCCAUUGCGAGAGUGAAAUAGACACACGUUAAAAUUGGUUACAAGAUAACACGUUAGAAAUACUGCAAUGACACAACACGACAUUGUUGUUAUUUCCAUACGGUGCCUGGGUGCGUUUGUGUGCGUGCGUGUACACAGUGGGGAGCGGUAGUGUAGCGGUUAGCGCGCUGCGCUACGAACCUGGCGACCCGGGUUCGAUUCCCGCUCACGGCCAAAAUCAGUGACGAUUAUCUGAGCCGGUCCUGGGCCUCUCCCCUAGGUAGACUCAACCUCAAAUGAGUACUUAGUGCGGUGUGCAAACAUCGCCACUGGGGAGACAAAGGCGACCGGGCGUGGUGCUGGCCACCCCACCCCCCUCGUGUACCGUGCCGGCCUUCGUAGGUGCUCGCUAACAGCACUUGCCCCAACAGUUUGUUACAGACUUGUUUUUUGUACACAGUGUGUUGUGACGCGCGCACGUCGUGUCCACGGGUGCCUUGUGGGAGCCCCGCAUCGCGGUCAUGGCCAAUGAAGUCGGCACCGCGACGCUCGGCGCUGUCACCGUACCACGUUUGCCGGUGCUCGUGAAUCGAAGCGACUAUUGUUGCGUUGGGCAAGGGUGACCGACGCGUUU